Molecule: messenger RNA, 6069 nt
Organism: Thrips palmi
Lineage: Eukaryota; Metazoa; Arthropoda; Insecta; Thysanoptera; Thripidae
Exons: 15
Coding region: 274-5334 (1686 amino acids)
Source: RefSeq, a predicted model, not a curated record
GGUCGGCCGGUACGUCGGGAGUCAGUCAGUUUGUUGUUGGGUACCCGCGAGGCAGGCAGACCGAUCCGCUGCCCUCAAAACCGGCCGAUUCGGAAUCGGGACCAGUCCCUCAGUGCCCGUCUCUGUGAACGCGAGUGUCGGUGUGUUUUAGAGUGUGUGUAGCGGGGCUUCGCUCUUACGGCCAGCCUCGCCGUCUCGACCAUCUCGACGGCCUAGACAAUGGGAACGCGGCGCGGCGUGUGAAUCAUUCGCCUGUAGUAAAAAGCGAACGACAUGGCCCCGACCAAGGUGGACCCUUCGGACCCCGCGGUGCGCCGCCUCGUGUACAACAUGUACAGGGGCAUGCUGGGCGGCUACAACGACCAGGCCAACAGCAUCGUGGACGCCCUGCCGCCCGAGCGCGUCCGCGAGGACCAGGGCAUUUACAAGCAGCUCGAGAGCAUCAUACGGCAGAGCAGCCAGCAGGCGGGCGAGUCCUUGAGCCCUGACGUCACCGACUCCAGCAAUGGCCCCCCGCCGCCGCCACCACCCCCGUUCGGAGCGCCGCCGCCUCCACCACCACCGGGCCUCGGGGUCGGAGGCAUCCCCAGCAUGCGGAUCAGUUCGGAGAUCGAGAGCCGGGGACGCAGCCCCAAGCCGACGGCGCCGGGUGAGCCGCCGGCGGCCAUCCAGAACGCCAUGAUGACCAAGGACAAGAAGCCCUUCACGUACACCCCCGGCGGCCUGGACCUCUCGCAGAUCCGGUCGCCGCGGAUACAGCGCCGCAUCAACCGCAACAUGGCGGACGAGGGCGUGGGGCCGCUGCCGGCACAGCAGGAGCACGGUCCGCUGCCGCCCGCCGCGCAGGCCGCCAUGCAGCCCAACCUCCCCGUGCAGGUGCUGCCCCCGCCGCCGCCACCGCCGCCGUCAGGGGGCUUCGGCGCCGGCCCCGCGCAGAGCAGGGUAGGGUCCCUCUCGCACUGCACGCUUGCAAGAGAGACGGAGACGCCGCUAACAUGGCCCUGCUCUGAUCCGCAGUUCCCCGCCGCGCCGCAGCCGCCGCCGCCCAGCUUCGCGCCGCCUCUGGGGGGCGCGCAGGCGUCCGUGUCGGCGCAGGCAGUGCAGCAGACGGCCGCCAACCUGAGGCCCACCGGCAUCGCCCCGCUCAGGAGAGAGCCGCAGGCCGAGCCCGGCAGCCUCUACAUCGCCCCGGUGGCGGCGCAGGCCACGGCGCAGCCCAGCCCCGCCCCGCCGGCCGUGUCUCGCGCGCAGCUCGGCUCCCUGUACAUCCCCCCCGUGGCGGACAUGACGGACUCGGCGUCGCCGCCGCCGCCCCCGCAGCGCCAGCACUUCAGCCCGGCGUCCCCGCAGGCCGCGCUCAACAAGGCGCCCACGCCCUGGAUGAGCAGCAACUACCAGCAGCAGCAGCAGCAGCAGCAACAACAGCAGCAGCAGCCGCAGUACAUGCAGCAGGUCCGACAACCACCGUCACCAGCCGCGGCGCAGCCAGGAGCGCGUAUCAUACCGAUCCAGAUCGAGGGCCGCGAGCCACCCCAGCCAGCGAGCCCCCACAGUGGCCCCCACAGCGGGGCCCACACCCCGCAGACGCCCCAGGAGGCGCACCUGUCGCAGUGGCAGCGCGAACAGCAGCUGCGGCAACAGCAGCGCCAACAACAACAGUCACAGCAAGCUCCGUGGAGGACGGUGCAGCAGCCACCCUCCCCCGCGGUGCAGCCGGGCGAGCGAGUCAUCCCCAUCCAGUUCGAGUCCCCCUCCUCCAGCAACGGCACCACCAGCCCGCCAAUCCGGCAGCCCCUCCACCCGCAGCACCCACAGCAACAACAAUUUCAACAGCAGCAACCACAAUUUCAACAGCAGAGACGGCCCAUGGCGCCCAUGGGUGCUCCCCAGCAGUACAACAGCGGUCCAGAGUGGGGCGCGAGUCCACCGCCAGUGCAGUCGCAGUCGUUCCGCGUCCUGCAGAAGAUCACGGGUACGGACCGGGACGACGACAGGGACGGGUCCGUGCCCCGCGACCAGCAGCCCGGCCGCAUGAACGAGAUGAACGCAGCCCAGCUCCGGAAGCUGCAGCUCAACGACGAGGACCGCGCCCUCAUGAACAGGUUCAAAGCGCAGGUGGACGACGAGGUCUACCUGCACCAGGAGGCUGACCCGCGGUACCGAGGCGCGGCCAUCCCGUCCAGGGCCUUCCGGAUGUUGCAGAACAUGACGGGCGAAGACGACGGAAGUGCCCCCAUGCCUAGCCGCAUUUCUCCCGCCGUGCGCGCUGCCCAGCAGGCUGUGCAAGAGAGUGCCAGCCAGCCCUACGUCCCUCCCUCCGAGCAGACGGUGGCCGAGCCUCGCAAGUACACCGGCAGCGCCAUCCCUUCGCGGUCCUUCCGCAUGCUGCAGGCCAUGACGGCGGGCUCGGAGAACUGUGCCGCGAAUGCGUCAGCAAGCCCGCAAUCAGAGCCUAGUUCCGAUGCUUACGGUGCCGAGUACGAUCCGUCCCUGCCCCCCUACCCCUACCCCUAUCCUCCCACAGACGGUCAGUGGACAGACAGCCAGCCCCCCACAGAGGAGCAGCAGCAGCAGUUCUGGGAGCACUACAACGCCAUGUGCGCGUACAUGACCCAGAUGAACGCCGCGCUGGGCUACCCGCCCUACGGCUACGCCUACGACCCCUACUGGGGAGCGGCGCCGCACGCGGCCUACCACAGCGACUCCGAGGACUGCUCGGGGUACUCGUCGACGGACGAGAUGACGUACUACGGCGCCAGGUUCGCGGCGCACCAGCUGCACCCGCCGGACCCGUCGUGGUACGGGUACGCCCCGCAGUGGCCCGCCGCACCGGCCACGCCUGGGACGCCCAGCAUCACCGUCACCACGCCCACCAACGAGGUCGCCGACGACGCUCCGCCGCCACCAGUCUCCGCCACGCUGCAGCACAACAAGACCAUCCUGACGGACGUGGAGGAGCGCAGCGACGAGGACGAUGACGACGACGACGACUCUUCGGACACCGAGGUCGAGGAGGGCGGCGACGACGCGUCGCCACUGCGCUCCGCCCGGUCCGUCACCAACGUGCAGGUCUACAGCGACAGCGGCGACGCCGGUAACGAGGUGUCUGAUGAUGAAGAGGAGGAAGACGACGAUGUCGAGGACGUGGUGAUCCCCGCGACCGAGCAGUACCCGCACCAGCUGAGCGUCAUCCCCGAAGAGAGCGACGCGAGCGACGCCGAGAGCGUGCGGCGCAGGCAGUGCGAACUCAGCACGUCCACGCCGACGGCGGCGAGCGACGACGACGCCACUGACGAUGACCUGGGUGACGAAGAUGACGACGACGCCGAGUCGACGACGGUGACAGUGCGCUUGCCGCUCAAGCUGCACUUCACGCGGUCCGAGAACGACGAGGAGGUGACCACCGUCAUCGUCGGCGAGGUGCGGCGGUCGUCGACGAGCUCCAACGACUCUUCGGCGUCGUCGCCGAGGUCAGAGAAGCAGCGGCCGACGUUCCCCAGCGCGGCGUCGGUCCCGCGACGUGCCUCUGCGGACGCCGGCAGCACGGCGACGAGUCCGAGCACCCCGACGUCCGGCGCCAGCACGGCGUCGUCCGACGUCAGCGUCGUGUUCCCCUUCCGCGCACGCCGGCUCUCCUCCGCCAGCGCCGCGCCCUCCUCCCCCGUCUGCACGAGCAGCACGGAGGAGGACGACAAGGCCAGGAGCAACGAGGAGAGUGACGGACACUGGGAGGACGACUCCAGCAGCACCAGCAUCCAGACGGUGCGGCGCCACGACCAGCACAGCGGCAGCGAGGUCAGUGACGGCCACUGGGAGGACGACUCCAGCAGCACCAGCGUCCAGACGGUCAAGGACGACCAGCAGCAGGACGACCAGGACGACGACGUCGAGGAGGACUUCGAGUGGGGUGAGGACGGCACGCUGCAGACCGUUGUCCGCCGGCGAAGCAGCGCCUUCGAGAAGGACGAGGACGUCGUCGCGCCGCCAGAAAAGGAAGAAGAAAAGGAAGAGGAAGAAGAACGAGAAGAAGAGGGAAUCAUAGCGCCGGCUGCUGAGGACAGCGAGGACGACGACAUCAGUUGCAGCAGCGACAGCAGCAGCACCACCUCCAGCAGCAGUAGCAGUAGUAGCAGCAGUAGGAGCGUCAGCAGCAGGGCCAGCAGUGCCGUGGUGUGCAGCAAGAGCUCGUGCGUGCACACGGGCAGCGGCAGCAGCCUUCGCAGCAGCAGCGCGCGGGGCAGCGUGGAGGCCAUCGCGCCGGUGGCCGCCGCCAGCGUGGACGCCACGGAGGACGAGGACGAGGAGGACGACGAGGAGGAGGAGCUGGAGAGCGACUCUCGGCCCGAGGACGUGGAGAAGUGCGUCCGCGGCCUGAUCGCGCACCUCAGCGCCAGUCCCUCCGGACACCUGCCGCUGCUGAAGCAGGCCGCCAGGGACGACGACGUGCCCUCCAUGCUGACGGACGACAAGGCGGAGCGCAGCGAGGAGGAGGACGACUCGGGCGUCACCUCGGACAUGAGCCGCCACAUCUCGGAGGCGGAGAACGAGGAGGUGGCGGCGGAGACGCGCAGCCGGCCCAGGAAGAUCAGCAAGUACCAGCGCGCGCAGACACACUCGCGGCUCUUCCGCCUGCUGCAGGACGAGAGCCUCAACACGCCCGUGGCCGAGGAGCCGCCGCCGAACCCCGAGCUGGGCAUGCUGGCCAACCGCAAGGAGUGCCUGACGCUGCCGCUCGGCGCGGCGCUUAGGGACCCGGACAGCGUGUCCCUCUCCUCGUCCUCCGGCAUCACCUCGCCGUCGUCGCCCACCGUCACCGACAGGCUGGUGCGCGACCUGGUGCAGACGCUGCUGCAGCGCAAGAAAGGCCGCCGCCUGCGCAAGGUGCCCAUGGCCAAGCUGCAGGCCGCCGCGCUGCGCAUCCUGCAGGAGGACAUGGACCCCUACGACACGUCCACGUCGGAGGAGGGCGGCAGCGGCCUGCUGCAGUCGCCGUGCCAACGAGUGCCGCCCGCGCACGGCGCCUACGGCCAGGAGUACACCAGCUACUACGAGACCUGGGGCCAGUGCGAGGCCGACGACCUGGCCGACUACGACAUCAUGCCCUCCAGGGCGUUCCGGCUGUUCGACCAGCACGCGCGGCCCUCGGGCUUCAGCCCCGGCGUCAUCGAGGGCCUGCGCGCCAAGUGCCCCCGCGUGCGGAGCGGCAAGGACCUCCACAAGGCCCUGCAGCUCCUCGACGACGACUGCCUCCCCGCCCCGCCCCCCGCCUCCGACGACCCCUCCCCUCCCCGUGACGGUCUCGGCACCGCGGCGUCCGGUAGUGACGGCAUCUGAUCUUUUCUCACUGGAAGACGGGAUGACAGUGGGGGAAUCUUCCAAUCGUGAUAUUUUGACGGUCUUAAGUCCUAAUCCAAGUCGCAUAGAAAGGUUUGCUCAAGAAAGAUCCGGAUACAUCAGACUUGUAGACGGCUGGCUGCGGGUGAAAUAACUUCGUUUAUGUUUGACAUAUACUAAGCACAGCAAAACAGAAGAGCAGCACACACUACAAUUUUUUUUUAAAUGUUGCUCUUCUUAUUUUGGCUAAAACUAAGUUUUGUGGUUCACUAUACACCGGCAACUGUACAAAAGCCAAGUCGUUUUUCUCCCUCAACUUUGAUGUAAUUGGAUAUUUUGCUAUUUUUGAUUUUAUUUCCGGUGUCUUCUUUGAACAUGUGUGCUGAGUGAUGAGUUUAGGCGAAAACAAAGACACUCUUUAGCGACAAUCUGAUUGUUGCGACUGAGCGCUGUUUGGAGUGGGUUUGUGGACCCACGCCCUCGAAACAAGAAAUGGUUUGUCAGGGCGAAUGCUUUUGCAAGUAUGUUAAUCCAAUUAAUUCUUAGGAGUUUUAAUUUUUUUAAUACCAAAACCAUACGAAUUUUAAUGUAAUAUUGCAACAAAAUAUGUUUCUAUACACUGUGCCUUAUGAUACUCUGUUAUUUAUUUGUCUUGUUACGUGUUUAAGGAAACUGAGAUUGUGCGCGCCCGUUUCAUUGAAAAAUAUUUGAAUAAACUGGUGCCUCAAUACCGAA